AUGAGACUUGAAGAACAGGUUGUCCUUGUGACAGGAUCCUCAAAGGGAGUUGGACUAGCGAUCGUAAAAGCCUUUCGAGCCCAAGGGGCUCAAGUGGUUCUGAACUACCACAGCUCCAACCCGGAGACCGUGGCGGGUAUCGCACAAGAAAUAGGGGCCUUUCCCUUCCGCGCCGACGUCACGGACCCGGACCAGAUCAAUGCUCUCUUCGUGGCGGCCGAGACGCAUUUCGACAAACCCAUCACCACGGUCGUGAACAACGCCAUUGCCGGCAACUUCGAGUUCAACGGCGACGUCGGCCGCCGCAAAGUCCACGAGAUUCGCUGGUCGGACUUUGACGUUCAACUGCGGGGGUUCCUUCGAGGCACUCUGAACACGACUCAGGCCGCGUUACCCGGGUUCGAGAAGCUGGGAUGCGGCCGGAUCAUCAACAUCGGGACCAACCUGUUCCACAACCCCGUCGUGCCGUACCACGACUACACUGCGGCCAAAGGGGCCCUGCUGGCAUUCACCAGGACGUGCGCGGCCGAUCUCGGGCCCAAGGGCGUCUCGGUCAACAUGGUCUCCGGCGGUUUACUUGAGACGACGGACGCCAGCGCGAGCACGCCCAAGGAGGUGUUUGAGCAGAUCAGGGCCGUCACCCCGUUGAGGAGGGUGACGAAGCCGGAAGACCUCGCUGGCGCGGUGUUGUUCUUUGCCAGUCCGUGGGCCGACGCCAUCACGGGGCAAGAGGUGAUUGUGGAUGGAGGGUUGGUGAUGAGGUGA
Messenger RNA from Exophiala spinifera, 765 nucleotides. RefSeq lists its product as uncharacterized. The record is from RefSeq and is a predicted model, not a curated record. The transcript has 2 exons. Bases 1 to 765 code for a protein of 254 amino acids. Lineage: Eukaryota; Fungi; Ascomycota; Eurotiomycetes; Chaetothyriales; Herpotrichiellaceae.